AUGAUCUAUCAUACUCUUUCCUUUUCAUUCAAAUUUUUUUUCUUUUAUUUUCUUUAUUUUUUCUUUUAUUUUCUUUGCUUCUUUUUUUUUCCUUCUUUCAUUUUUCUUCUCUUUUGGCAUCUUUUUCUUCUCCCCCCACCACAAAAAUUAUCCUUCUUUUUUUUUCUCCUAUACUUCCCCUUCUUAUUCCUCCUACUCUAUUUAUGUUGUCAUUCUGUCUUUUUUCUACCUUUUCCUCAUGAUUUUUCUUUUGUCUUUUUCCAUUCUUCUCAUCUUUUCCCUUUUUUCUAUUUAUCAAGUUUUCAUUCAUUUUGCUAUUCUAAUGUAUUUCUUUUUCUUUCAUACUAUAUGCUACUGUCUUUUUCCUUUUCUUUCUAUGCCUUUCCUUUUCCAUAUCUCUCUAUGCCUUCCUCUUUUUCCUUUUCUCUUUAUGCCUUCUUAUUUUUAUUUUUCUCUCUAUGUCUCCUUAUUAUUUUUCUCUUUGUCUUCAUCUUUUUCCUUUUCCCUCUAUGCCUCUCUGUUUUUAUUUUUUCUCUGCAUCUUCCUCUUUCCUCUCAAUCAUCCUAUUUUUGUUAUUUUUGUUUUCUCUUUGCCUUACUCUUUUUCUUUUCUCUCUUUGCCUUCCUCAUUUUCCUUUUCUCUCCAUGCCUUUCUUUUUUUACCUUUUCUCUCUAUGCUUUGCUCUUUUUCCUUUUCUUUCUACGCCUUCCGCUUUUUCUUUUUCUCUCACCACUUUCCUCUUCUUCCUUUCCUUUUUUAAGGCUGUGUUUCUUUCACUUUCACUUUCACUUUCAAGCAGUUUUCUUUCUAGUUUUUUCUUUUUCUGUUUUUUUCUCUCUCUUCUAUCAAUUCUUUUUCAUCACCAAACUUGUUAUCCUUCCUUUUCCUUUUUCAAAUCAUUUUGCUUACUCUUCCUUCUCUUUUUCUUCUCUCUCCCUCUCUCUCUCAGCAUACUUCUAUUUCUGUUUAUUCUCUCCACCCGAAUCCUCCAUCUUGAGUUCAAGUCAAGGAGUAUUCUGGUUUUUCUUUCUUAGCCUCUUCUUUUUCUUCUUUUGCCUCACAUAUUUUUCUCUUUCACGUUCUUUCUCUUCUCUUGUAGUUUUUAUUUUUACUUCCUCUUUUAAUUUUCUCUUUAAAUGUUCACUCUUCUUUGUUUGUUCUAUACUUAGCAAUAUUACUGAUAUCUAUCUAUCUAUCUAUCUAUCUAUCUAUCUAUCUAUCUAUCUAUCUGUCUGUCUGUCUAUCUAUCUAUCUAUCUAUCUAUCUAUCUCAUUGUCUAUCAUGUUAAGUUCCUGUCUAUCUAUCUAUCUAUCUAUCUAUCUAAUUAUCUAUCAUGUUAUGUUUGUAUCUAUCUAUCUAUCUAUCUAUCUAUCUAUCUAUCUAUCUUUGUCUGUUCAUAUCCUGCUUCUUUUCCAUGAUGAUUAUUCUUCUUCUUCUUCUUCUGAUGAUGAUGAUGAUCUUCUUGUUGCUUAG
Molecule: messenger RNA, 1473 nt
Organism: Acanthosepion pharaonis
Lineage: Eukaryota; Metazoa; Mollusca; Cephalopoda; Sepiida; Sepiidae
Source: the annotation of a GenBank genome assembly